Molecule: messenger RNA, 1385 nt
Organism: Drosophila obscura
Lineage: Eukaryota; Metazoa; Arthropoda; Insecta; Diptera; Drosophilidae
Product: zinc carboxypeptidase
Exons: 5
Coding region: 41-1327 (428 amino acids)
Biological process (GO): proteolysis
Molecular function (GO): zinc ion binding; metallocarboxypeptidase activity
Source: RefSeq, a predicted model, not a curated record
UGAAGGCAAUUAGUCGCUUAGUUUAGGCCAAGCACGGAACAUGGGCGACACCUUCACCUGUCUCUUGGCGCUGGCAUUGCUGCACGUUGCUCUGGGGGCAGCUGUGGGUCAGACAGACGGCCGGAUACGCUACGACAAUUACGCGGUCUAUAAGGUCAAGUACGAGAGUCUCGGCCAACGCAAUCUGCUGCGACAGCUGGCCGAGGAUCGCGAGAAUUUUAGGCUUUGGCACGAGGCCAAGGAUGAGCUGCAUGUGAUGGUCAGUCCCAGUGGCCUGGCCGAGUUCCAGGCGGAAGUGCUGCAGGCCAAUGCCACUGCCAAGAUCUUCAUACCCAAUGUACAGGAACUAAUCGACAUUGAGACGACGGAAAACGCGCGAGCCACGAGCGAAGAUUUUGGCUGGAAAAAGUACAAUUCAUUGGCGGAAAUCGAGGCCUGGCUGGACGACAUACUGGCCAGAUAUCCGGUCAUAACAGAGGGCUUUGUCCUGGGCCAGUCCUACGAGAAUCGCACCAUACGUGGCCUCAAAAUCUCCUACAAGUCGGGCAAUCCGGGUGUCUUCAUCGAGUCGAAUAUCCAUGCCCGCGAAUGGAUUACUUCGGCGACGGCCACGUGGCUGAUCCAUCAGUUUCUCACCUCCGAGGAUCCGCUGGUGCGGACGCUGGCCGAGAGCCACGACUGGUACAUUGUGCCCGUGCUGAAUGUGGAUGGCUUUGUGUACACCCAUGAAAAGGAUCGCAUGUGGCGCAAGACGCGUCAGCCCUCGGCCAUUUCCAGCUGCAUUGGCGUUGAUCCCAAUCGCAACUACGACUCACAUUGGAUGGAGAACGAUGGCGCCUCCUCGAAUCCCUGUGCCGAGAACUAUGGCGGACCGCGCGCCUUCUCCGAGCCAGAGAUUCAGGCCAUGUCCGACUUUGUGGGCAGCAUCAAGACCAAACUGAAUGUCAUGCUGGCCUUUCACUCCUACAGCCAGCUGCUGCUGUCGCCCUACGGCCACACGGACGAGGAGUUUCCCGAUAACUACGAUGAUCUAAUGGAGGUGGCCAAGGCCUAUGGCGAUGCGGUGGAGGCGUUUCCCUAUGGCACGGUCUACAGAUACGGCUCGGCAGCGGGAAUACUUUAUACCGCUUCGGGUGCCACCAACGAUUGGGCCUACAACGAGCAGGGCAUUGAGAUAUCCUACACGAUUGAGUUCCGUGACACGGGCCGCUACGGCUUCGUCCUGCCGCCGGUGCACAUUGUGCCCAAUGCCGAGGAGACGCUGAUUGGCCUUAUCGCCCUGCUAGAUAAGUGCAAAUCGUUGGGUUAUCUCAACCUCAAGUAUUAAUGGUGUGUAAUCCCCCAGCAGCAGCAAUAAUAAUAAAAGCAUUAAGAUUCGAUCACGA